AUGAUUCACGCAGCGACACUUCUCGCGGCCAUAUUGCCUCUAAGCAAUGCGUACCGCCUCACAUUCUAUGCCGGCUUCGAUUGCAAUGGCGAAAGGCUCGAGUCUCGGCAAGCCAUUCUGGAUGACACAUGCUACGACCCCACAUAUCUAGGCUCACUCACCAGCUCUGUUACCAUCGAACGCGAGGAUGGAGACGAUCCCGCUUCUCUUGUCGUUUUUUAUCCAGACGAUGUAGACUGCGACCCAUCGCAAGCCGUAUCGACUGCUAACACUGGAUGCGUCAACGUCUACCAAGACGGUUCCUUCGGUGGUUACAACGUCAUCAGUGGCCAAAGCAAGCGACGAGCUGUUGAAGAACCAGCCUUCACGUUGGGCAUCACGCAUGGCGACUUCUUCGAGAUGGACGGCGAGCUCUGGCGCUGGAAGCAACUCUCUCAAGAAGCCUUCACUGGUGUUAAGCCCGAGGACUGGUCCGGCGAGGCUCGUGUUGCCAGCUUUGCGCCUCUGGAGUACGGCAGGGACUUUCCAUUCAACUUUACCGAAUACGACCUCAACAACCCAUCACCGGACCUAGCGAAGCGAGCGAAUGUAGGCGUCUCGACAAGCCCGAACGCUCCUUUGCAGCUUGGCGACCUGGUGCGGCGUCAAGACGUUUGCCGCCGCAUUCGCGACUGUGUUUAUGGCUUCCCCAUCCUGGCCAACUACUACUUCCCUGCCCAAACUGAAGCCGUGGUAAACCAGAUCAACGCCGCGAAGCCCGCCGCCCAGAGCAUUUGGGAGUUCCUCAAGAACCCCUACAUCGCCGGUCCUAUCGUAAGCCUGGGAAGCGGAGUCAUCGGCGCAAGAUACUUUCCCUCGUGCCCAACCUGCACACCGGACUGCCUUGUUGGCCCCGACGCGCAAGCCGUGCGCACUACAAUCAACGAAGGCAUCACGAAGGGCGCCAAGGUCAGUGCGACGGCUACCGAGAUCUACAGUGAUCAUGGAUCGGCCGCAGGCAGUACGCUUGCCACUAUCAUCGUCCCUCCCAACGAGACGGGUGGUGGCGUCUGCAACACCCCCGUGACCGAUCCCACAUCAGGCAGGUUCGCGCUCUCGCGUCACAAGCGGGCGCUGUACGCCAACGUUCCGGGCUUCGAGGAGUGGGUGAAGACGAAGAACUUCGCCAUGUGA
Molecule: messenger RNA, 1173 nt
Organism: Alternaria viburni
Lineage: Eukaryota; Fungi; Ascomycota; Dothideomycetes; Pleosporales; Pleosporaceae
Exons: 1
Coding region: 1-1173 (390 amino acids)
Source: RefSeq, a predicted model, not a curated record